Molecule: messenger RNA, 597 nt
Organism: Dothidotthia symphoricarpi CBS 119687
Lineage: Eukaryota; Fungi; Ascomycota; Dothideomycetes; Pleosporales; Dothidotthiaceae
Exons: 3
Coding region: 1-597 (198 amino acids)
Cellular component (GO): mitochondrion
Molecular function (GO): structural constituent of ribosome
Source: RefSeq, a predicted model, not a curated record
AUGGCUUACGGCAUGUCUCUACGACGGUGGGGUGGGAUACGCGCUCGACUCCUCUGGAUAAGAUGCGGGCCCGGCGCCCUCACACUCCCCAAGGAGAUUACAAAAAUCCGCAUGGAAUACAACACAAAGAUCUACGGCGGCCACCAAGGCGCUCGCAAGUUCUGGCGCGACAUGCUGCCGCGCAUAAAAUAUCGCAACCCGGCUAUCCCCAUUGAAGUCGCGCGCCACAAGGACCCCUCGGGCCCCUCGCUGCUGCACAUUUAUAUGAAAUCCGCUGCGGCGUCUACGUCUACAUCUACAUCACCGCCAACGCCCACACCAUCAGACGAAGCGCAAACAGCGGAUGACAACAAGCCAACACACUCAAUCAACAUCAAAGACCAGGUCGAGCACGAGAUCCUCGAGGCGUUUAUCGCCAAAACAGGGGCUAUGGAAAUCAGGCCCUCGGCCCAGGAAGUGCAGGAGAUAGCCGAGAUCAAGGAAUUCAAGGAGCGGAGCGAUGCGGACCGCGUCAUGGUUAGGGAGAAGCUGUUGGCGGAGAGGAGGGAGGCUGAGCUGCUCAAGUUGGCGAGGGGGGAGUUGUCGGAGGUGAAUUAA